CAGCCCGCCCUGGUGUGCUCCUGCCUGGCUUCAACCACACAAAAAUAGAUGACAUCCACUACCUAAGAUGUCAUUGUAACAUUACUUAUCCGAGGAGAAACUGAAGCCCUUAUCUUUGACGCUGAAUGGUAAUUAAGUGCCUCAGUUGCCUUUUAAAGGCAUCAGUUCUUUGGAUUUGAUCCUUGAAAACUAAACAACAUGAGCAACUACAGCGUGUCUUUGGUCGGCCCGGCUCCCUGGGGUUUCAGGCUUCAAGGGGGCAAGGAUUUCAAUGUGCCUCUAUCUAUCUCUCGGCUUAAUGAUGGUGGCAAGGCAGCCCGAGCGCACGUGGGGAUAGGUGAUGUAGUUCUCACCAUUGAUGGGAUAAGCACAGACGGGAUGACUCAUCUAGAAGCACAAAACAAGAUCAAGGCAUGUACAGGCAAUUUGAACAUGACUCUGCAAAGAGUGUCUUCUGUGCAAAAACCCGACAUUGUUCAGGUACCAAAGGGAGAACCUAAAGAAGUAGUUAAGCCUGUGCCCAUUGCCUCUGCUGUUGCACCCAAAGUCACUCCCACGGCGAGUGUGGCUUACAAUAAGACACCGAGGCCAUUUGGAGCUGUAACCUCUUCCAAAGUCACCUCCAUCCCAUCACCAUCCUCAGCCUUCACCCCGGCCCAGGCAGCUGUCACCCCGGCCCCAUUCGCUGUGCCCGGACUGCAUGUUAACGCCAAGCCUAACACUGAGCAGCGCUCACCAGUGCUGAGCGCUGCUAAACCUGCAGUUAAUGUCCCACGGCAGCCCACCACACACAAUGCCGGCCCGAGCGCCUCUGCUGGCGACGGCACCCAGGAUGUAGCCGAGGGGCAACGACGAGGAUACAGAGAAAACCAGGGGGAGAGUAAACAGCAAAAUGGGCCCCCACGGAAGCACAUUAUGGAUACUUACACAGAGUUUUACCACACACCCACCCACAGCGAUGCCAGCAAGAAGCGACUGAUUGAAGACACCGAAGACUGGCAUCCCCGGACAGGCACCACCCAGUCCCGCUCUUUCCGCAUCCUUGCCCAAAUCACCGGCACUGAUCAUAUGAAGGAACCAGAACAUGAAGCUUCGAAGAAGACUAAGAAAAGCCAAACAGAAAAUGGAGACUUCAGUGAAAAUGGUGCUAGACCAGAACCUGCAGCCACACUUUUGCCACUGGCAGAGUCCUUCUCUGGCAAUGUUUGCUCUUCCAGGCUUUCAGAAAACAUUGCUGCAGCAACUCCUGGGAGGGAAAUAACUGUGGAUUUGCCUACUCUGGAGGCAGCAAGCUUUUUGAUGCCUGACAAAGCACCUCUCCCUGCAAAGUGCACCGUGGCCACACAGACUGCCGAGCUCCCAGUACCUACAACCGUGGCUGUGGGACUGCCUCUUGCAGACCCAACUAUGGAAACAGCCCUUGAGCUGCCUUCUGCUAUAGCCAGGCAUGAAGCAUCUCUGCUUACUUGUGAAACAAAUUCUUUCAGUAAAAUUUCAAGCUACCAGUCUAAAUCUUCUGUAAAUCAUACAAGCUUCUGUGCUGAAAAAGUACUGCUGGAAAAUCCUUUGGGAAGUCUGUCCAAGUUGGGACCUACUCCUCUUCCCGUUCUUUCUCCUUUCAAGCAGAGAUCAACAGUUAAGAGUAUGGCUGCUGCUGCCGUGUCUGCUGCCAUUGCUGUCCGGGCCAGACUCUCCGAACCUAGUGUCUACCGCUCACUCUUGGAUGCCCUGCUCAUCACGCCUGUCGCUAAGCCUCCUUUGCAGGCCAUGAGGCCCUCCAGGAAGUCCAUGAGUGCUCUGGAGUUGCCAAAGAGCAACAGUGAUUCCGUGGAGGCUGCCCAGCCUGCUGCUUUUACAGCAUCCUCAUCAGCAAACAUGCCUGCCCACCAAGAAAACAUGGACACAAGAUCUGCUACUGCCAGUGCUACAUCUGCUGCCGGUCUCAAGCCAACAGGACCCCCAGGUGCUGCCAAGUACUCGGGCUGGCAGCCUGCAAGCCAAGCAGCUCCUGUCAGUGGAUGGACAUCAAAUAGUGUUAAACCACCUGGAACGGCUGCCCCUAGUGAAAAACCUGCACCAGCACCUCAGCUGAAUGAGCAAGACACGUUGGUUCAGAGGGCAGAGCAUAUUCCAGCAGGAAAGCGUACUCCUAUGUGUGCGCACUGUAAUCAAGUCAUUAGAGGACCCUUCUUGGUGGCUUUGGGGAAGUCAUGGCAUCCGGAAGAGUUUAAUUGUGCUCAUUGCAAAACAUCCAUGGCUUACAUUGGUUUUGUGGAAGAGAAAGGGAUGCUUUAUUGUGAGGUCUGCUAUGAGAAGUUCUUUGCCCCUGAGUGUUCAAAGUGCCAGAGGAAGAUUCUUGGGGAAGUAAUAAAUGCUUUGAAACAAACUUGGCACGUUUCCUGCUUCGUGUGUGUGGCCUGUCAUAACCCCAUCCGCAAUAAUGUCUUCCACUUAGAAGAUGGCGAUCCCUACUGUGAGACAGAUUACUAUGCCCUCUUCGGUACUAUGUGCCAUGGCUGUGAAUUCCCCAUUGAAGCCGGAGACAGGUUUCUUGAGGCUCUGGGCCACACUUGGCAUGACACUUGCUUUGUAUGCUCAGUAUGUAAUGACAGUUUGGAGGGUCAGACUUUCUUCUCCAAGAAGGAUAAGCCACUGUGCAAGAAACACGCUCACUCUAUCAACAUCUGAUGCAUGUAGCUCAUCUUGUGUAACAAAUGUACUAAGCAGAAAGAAAGGUUAAAAUGUCCAUGUUCAGUAAUUAGUUAAAAUUAUUUAUAUACAAUUUUCUAGAAUGGAAAAAAAUGUAGAAACUUGUGGAGGGUGUUGUACACAAAUUUAAAAUUUGUAUAUCAAUA
Neopsephotus bourkii (Bourke's parrot) is the source of this 2855-nucleotide messenger RNA. It is a transcript of the gene PDLIM5, whose product is annotated as PDZ and LIM domain 5. The transcript is spliced from 20 exons. Gene Ontology annotation, cellular component: filamentous actin; Z disc; adherens junction. Lineage: Eukaryota; Metazoa; Chordata; Aves; Psittaciformes; Psittacidae. The record is from RefSeq and is a predicted model, not a curated record. Bases 199 to 2688 code for a protein of 829 amino acids. Gene Ontology annotation, biological process: muscle structure development; heart development; actin cytoskeleton organization. Gene Ontology annotation, molecular function: muscle alpha-actinin binding; actin binding.